This is a messenger RNA of Vidua chalybeata, 4984 nucleotides long. It is a transcript of the gene PCDH17, whose product is annotated as protocadherin 17. The coding region runs from base 4 to 3546 and encodes 1180 amino acids. Gene Ontology annotation, cellular component: plasma membrane. Gene Ontology annotation, molecular function: calcium ion binding. NCBI's taxonomy places the organism in Eukaryota, Metazoa, Chordata, Aves, Passeriformes, Viduidae. Gene Ontology annotation, biological process: homophilic cell-cell adhesion. The transcript is spliced from 4 exons. The record is from RefSeq and is a predicted model, not a curated record.
GGGAUGUACCUUUCCAUUUGUUGCUUUUUCUUCUGCUGGGCUCCCGCCCUGUCACUGAAGAACCUGAAUUACUCGGUGCCCGAGGAGCAGGGAGCGGGCACGGUCAUUGGGAACAUCGGGCGCGAUGCGCGGCUGGCGGCAGGCGCGGCGGGAGGCGGGAUGCUGCCCGCGGAGCGUGGCGUUCCCGGUGGCGGCCCCGGGGGUGGCCGCGGUACCAAGUCCACCUUCCGCGUACUGGAGAAUUCAGCCCCGCACCUCCUGGACGUGGACGGGGAGAGCGGGCUGCUCUACACCAAGCAGCGCAUUGACCGUGAGGCGCUGUGCCGGCGCAGCACCAAGUGCCAGCUGUCCCUCGAGGUGUUCGCCAAUGACCAGGAGAUCUGUAUGAUCAAAGUGGAGAUUCAGGACCUGAACGACAACGCACCAUCAUUCCCUUCUGACCAAGUGGACAUGGACAUCUCCGAAAAUGCUGCACCAGGCACCCGCUUCCCCCUCACCAGCGCCCAUGACCCAGAUGCUGGGGACAAUGGUCUGCGCACCUACCUGCUCACUCGUGAUGACUACGGCCUCUUCUCCCUCGAUGUGAAGUCCCGUGGUGAUGGCACAAAGUUUCCGGAGCUGGUCAUCCAGAAGCCAUUAGACCGUGAGGAGCAGAGUCACCACACCCUGGUGCUGACAGCAUUGGACGGUGGUGACCCGCCGCGCUCAGGCACGGUGCAGAUCAAUGUGCGCCUCAUUGACUCCAAUGACAACAGCCCCAUCUUUGAGGCAGCCUCCUACGUGGUAGAGCUGCCAGAGAAUGCACCACUAGGCACGGCAGUCAUCGAUCUCAAUGCCACUGAUGCUGAUGAGGGUACCAAUGGAGAGGUGCUCUACUCAUUCAGUGGCUACACACCUGAGCGUGUCCGUGACCUGUUCAGCAUUGACCCACAGAGUGGCCUCAUCCGUGUUAAGGGCAACCUGGACUAUGAGGAGAGUGGCCUCAUUGAGAUUGAUGUCCAAGCUCGGGACCUGGGGCCAAAUCCCAUCCCUGCUCACUGCAAGGUCACUGUCCGCCUCAUUGACCGCAAUGACAAUGCUCCCACCAUAGGUUUUGUCUCCGUUCGCCAGGGAGCUCUGAGUGAGGCUGCCCCACCAGGCACUGUCAUUGCCCUGGUGCGGGUCACCGACCGUGACUCAGGCAAGAAUGGGCAGCUCCAGUGUCGGGUGCUGGGCGGUGGCGGUGGGCCUGGUGCCGUUCCUUUCACCCUGGAGGAGAACUAUGACAACUUCUACACUGUGGUCACCGACCGACCCCUGGACCGUGAGGCACAGGACGAGUACAAUGUGACCAUUGUGGCACGUGAUGGGGGCAAUCCCCCACUUAACUCCACCAAGUCAUUUUCUGUCCGGAUCCUUGAUGAGAAUGACAACCCACCCCGCUUCAGCAAGAAUCUUUAUGUGUUGCAGGUGCCUGAGAACAACAUCCCUGGAGAGUAUCUGGGCUCAGUCUUGGCCCAGGAUCCUGACUUGGGCCAAAAUGGGACAGUGUCUUACUCCAUUCUGCCUGGGCAUGUGGGAGAUGUCUCCAUCUACACCUAUGUCUCUGUCAACCCCACAAAUGGUGCUAUUUAUGCUCUGAGGAGCUUCAAUUAUGAGCAGACAAAGCACUUUGAAUUCCGCGUGCUAGCCAAAGACUCGGGUUCACCUCACCGUGAAAGCAAUGCCACGGUGCGUGUCACCGUGCUCGAUGUCAACGAUAACGCGCCCCUCAUCGUCCUGCCUGCCCUCAUCAAUGACACUGCUGAGCUGCAGGUGCCACGCAAUGCUGGGGUGGGCUACCCCGUGGGCACCGUCCGCGCCCUGGACAGUGACUUUGGGGAGAGUGGGCGCCUCACGUAUGAGAUUGUGGAAGGCAAUGAGGAGCACCUCUUUGAGAUGGACCCCACCAGUGGUGAGAUACGCACCUUGCACCCCUACUGGGAGGAGCUCAGCCCUGUGGCUGAACUGGUGGUAAAAGUCAGUGACCAUGGCAAGCCCAGCCUCUCUGCUGUGGCCAAGCUCAUAGUCAGGGCCUUGGCGGGGCCCCUGCCCGAGGCUGGCGAGCCGCAGGUGAAUGGUGAGCAGCAUCGGCGGCCACACUGGGACUUGUCGCUGCCGCUGAUUGUGACACUGAGCACUGUCUCCAUCAUCUUGCUGGCUGCCAUGAUCACUAUUGCUGUGAAGUGCAAGCGAGAGAACAAGGAGAUCCGCACCUAUAAUUGUCGCAUUGCCGAGUAUAGCCACCCUCAGCUGGGAGGAGGGGGAGGCAGUGGCGGGGGAGGAGGAGGCAGUGGCAGUGGAGGGGGCAAGGGCAAGAAGAAGAAGAUCAGCAAGAAUGACAUUAUGCUGGUGCCCAGUGAGGGCGAGGACAGCCGGGGUCCCCUCAAUGUCAUGAACGUGGUGAGCAGCCCAUCCCUGGCCACCUCACCCAUGUACUUUGACUACCAGACCCGCCUGCCCCUCAGCUCUCCCAGGUCUGAGGUGAUGUACCUGAAGCCCGCCUCCAACAACCUGACUGUACCCCAGGGACAUGUGGGCUGCCACACCAGCUUCACAGGGCAAGGGACUAACGCCAGCGAGGCUCCCCCGAGCCGGAUGUCCAUAAUUCAGACAGACAAUUUUCCCGCAGAGCCCAAUUACAUGGGCAGCAGGCAGCAGUUUGUUCAAAGUAGCUCCACAUUCAAGGAUCCAGAAAGAGCCAGCUUGAGGGACAGCGGGCAUGGGGACAGUGAUCAGGCUGACAGUGAUCAAGACACUAACAAAGGCUCCUGCUGUGACAUGUCUGUUAGGGAGGCACUCAAGAUGAAAACUACUUCAACUAAAAGCCAGCCACUUGAACAAGAACAAGAAGAAUGUGUUAACUGCACAGAUGAAUGCAGAGUGCUUGGUCAUUCUGACAGGUGUUGGAUGCCACAGUUCCCUGCAGCCAGUCAGGCUGAGAAUGCAGAUUAUCGCACAAAUCUCUUUGUACCCACAGUUGAAGCUAACGUUGAGACUGAGACAUAUGAAACUGUGAAUCCCACUGGGAAAAAGACUUUUUGUACAUUUGGGAAAGACAAGAGAGAGCACACUAUUCUCAUUGCCAAUGUUAAACCUUACUUAAAAGCCAAACGUGCCCUGAGUCCUCUGCUUCAGGAGGUUCCCUCAGCAUCGAGCAGCCCAACCAAGACAUGCAUUGAGCCUUGCACCUCAACAAAAGGACCACUGGAUGGUUGUGAAGUGAAAUCAGGAGCCUUGGCUGAACCAAGCAGCCAGUACUUGUCAACUGACAGUCAGUAUCUAUCACCCAGUAAACAGUCAAAGGACGCUUCCUUCAUUGCAUCAGAUCAGAUGGCUAGGGCCUUUGCAGACGUGCACUCCCGAGUGAGCCGAGACUCGAGUGAGAUGGACUCUGUUCUGGAGCAGUUAGACCGUUCAGCCCGGGAUCUAGGCAGGGAGUCGGUGGAUGCCGAGGAAGUUGUGAGAGAAAUAGACAAGCUCUUGCAGGACUGCCGGGGAAGCGACCCUGUGGCCAUCAGAAAGUGAGGGGGAAAAUAAGGACAGGCUGGCAGUUGCAUUCCUCUUCUGCUGAUUGAAAGUAAAUAAAUGAAUAAAUUCCCUGGUUGUAACAGAAUUACAGGAAUGAAGGAAGACCAAUGCUGCUUUAAGGCUUUUAGUGAACAUCUGAAGUGCCCACAAGUAUGUUCUUUUCACUGCUCUUUCUUUUUGACAGAUAACACUGGUUUCAUUUUGACCAAACUUUCAUUAGGACAGAGUCAAGUACACCAAGAACAAAAUGAAAGAAGGAAAGACAGUACCAUUUUGACAAUCUGAUAGGAAGGUGUGAGAAAGAUGGAAUGGAAAUAUGUCUGAUACUUUAAGACUGUCCUCAACAGCUGAUGCUGACUUUACUGUUUACGUAUAAACCCCGAGAAAAACAGGGUUGAAUAAUGCUGAUCUGUGGUGAAUUUCCAGCAGCCACCACAGGCUUCUACUGAAAGUCCUAUAAAGAGUUCUUGUAGUAGUCCAAGCGACACCAAACAUUAACAUUCAUUUGUGGUAAACAUUUAUGUACAAAGUUAUCUGCCACAAAUAUGAAAUAUGAAAAAAAAAAAAGAAAAAAAGAACAAUAAAACAAAAAUAACCAUUCCAGAUCAUUAUUCAAAAAAACAUAUCCUCAUCAUUAAUGAAGCACUACAUAUCAUAUUAAGAUUAAAUGUAGAAUUAUAUAGUCCAUCUUGUCCUGCACACACAUAAGCUAAUUCACUUGAUAAAAUGAAAAAAAAAAAGAUUUUAAUAUCUAUUUAGCAUUUUAGUGUCCAACAAAGCUAUAAAUAGUUAGUGAUAAGUUAAAAAAAAAAAAAAAGAAAAGGAAAUGAAGUAAAAUUUGGGGAAAAAAGAGUUACCUUAACAGUAAUACAGAAAAGAAAUUAACAUUAUUAACACUUUUUUAUUUAUUUGUGGACACUAAAAUAGCUCAGGAAAGUGAAAAUGUCAGACAUCCACAAAAAUCACAUUGUCAUUUAAAUGUGCAAAUGUAAGAUGAUUCAGUGUGUUUACAUCAAAUGACAUAUUUUUAUUGAUUUAUUGCAGAUUCAGUGCAUAUGAGCCAAAUUGUUGAGUGUAUAAGAGCUAUAUUGUGUAUUUUAUUAAAUUAAUAUAUAGUUGUGUUGCAAAAAUAUUUGGGCUUAUAUUGUAAAUGGCAAGUGUUGCCUCAGUAGCUGUCGAACUCUAUGAGUUUUGUUUUUUCCUGCUUCCUUUUCCCCAUGGAAUAUGGGAAGCAGCGCCUCAGAGCAAAGUCUCUUGUUUAAUGUAUGGUCUACGAAGUACUCCAGUACAUAAUCUGUUCAAAAUAUGUUUGAGUGAGCUGAUGGAGCUAACUGAACAGCCUACAAAUACAUCCAUCAGUCAUGGUUAUGUGCAGGUCCUUGUAGAAGCUUCUAUUGCAAACCCAUGUUUAAUAACAAAAAUUACACUUGAACCA